AAACGCUAACACUCGUCACACCGCAAGGAGCCUCCAGCGCCGCGACACUCGCUCACCCGCUCACCCGCUCACACACACGCACGCACGAUGGCCAUGCGCAAGCGCCGCUCGAGCCCCGACGGCAGCGGCAGCCCCAAGAACGCGCAGACGGCGGCGCCCGAGCCCGCGGCGCCCAAGGCCGGCGGCGGGCUCACCAAGUUCAUGACGCGCGUGGUGGCGGGCUUCGCCAUGAUCGGCGGCUUCAUCGCCAUCCUGUACGGCGGCCACAUGUACGCCUGGGGGCUCGUGGUCGUGCUGCAGACGCUGCUCUUCCGCGAGCUCGUGAACGUGCGCUACCGGGCGGCGGCCGAGAAGAACAUCCCGUGGUUCCGCUCCGUGCAGUGGAUGUGGUUCGUGGUGGCGCUGUUCUACAACUACGGCGACUCGUUCGGCGCGUUCAUCGAGAGCAGGAAGAUCCGCUUCGUGCCGCCCGCCAUCGUGCACUACCUGCGCUACCACACGUGGGUCUCGUUCACCAUGUACGCCAUGCUCUUCGUCAUGUCCGUGCUCAGCCUCAAGAAAGGGUACUACAAGUACCAGAUGGGUCAAUACACGUGGACCAUUGUGACGCUGGGUCUGAUCGUCUUCCAGAUGAAAUACGUCCUCACGAACAUCUUCAACGGCCUGUUCUGGUUCUUCUUCCCGGUGUCGCUGGUCAUCUGCAACGACUGCUUUGCCUUCUUCUGCGGCAAGCUCUUUGGCCGCAAGUUCAUCAAGACGCCGUUCCUGCGGUUGUCCCCGAACAAGACGUGGGAGGGAUUCAUCGGUGCUUUCAUUUGCACCAUCAUCUACGCCUUCUUCUCCAGCGCUUUCAUCGCUCAGUUUUCUUGGAUCAUCUGUCCGGUGGAGAGCUUCGAGUUCAAGCUGAUCCCUGACCCGCUGACGUGCACUCCCAACGACGUGUUCCUCCCGCACUUCUACGAUGUUCCGGCCUUCCUGGCGCGCCUAAUCGGCCGGGGACAGAUUCAGCUUCUCCCGAUUCAGCUGCACUCCGUCUGGUUCGCAAUCUUCGCUUCGGUUGUGUCGCCGUUUGGAGGGUUCUACGCGUCGGCUAUCAAGCGCACGUACAACCUCAAGGACUUCGACUCGGUUAUCCCGGGCCACGGUGGCGUCAUGGACCGCAUGGACUGCCAACUGAUCACCAACUGCUUCACCACGGUCUACUUCAACACCUUUAUUCGUUCGCAGACGCCGUCCGUGGCGCUGAUUCUGAACCUCGUGGCCCAGCUGACAGUCGAACAGAAAAACGAGGUGCUGCGUGCCAUCCAAGAGAUGCUGCAAGGGUAA
This is a messenger RNA of Phytophthora sojae, 1326 nucleotides long. RefSeq lists its product as hypothetical. The transcript is spliced from 9 exons. Gene Ontology annotation, cellular component: endoplasmic reticulum membrane. Gene Ontology annotation, molecular function: phosphatidate cytidylyltransferase activity. Bases 88 to 1326 code for a protein of 412 amino acids. The record is from RefSeq and is a predicted model, not a curated record. Lineage: Eukaryota; Oomycota; Peronosporomycetes; Peronosporales; Peronosporaceae.